Frieseomelitta varia is the source of this 1787-nucleotide messenger RNA. Its product is annotated as alpha-tocopherol transfer protein-like. The coding region runs from base 165 to 1085 and encodes 306 amino acids. NCBI's taxonomy places the organism in Eukaryota, Metazoa, Arthropoda, Insecta, Hymenoptera, Apidae. The record is from RefSeq and is a predicted model, not a curated record. Gene Ontology annotation, cellular component: membrane. Gene Ontology annotation, molecular function: phosphatidylinositol bisphosphate binding. The transcript is spliced from 5 exons.
UCGGCCGUUCUCCAUCUCUUUGGUUCACUAUACGAGUGUCUUGCAUGUCUCUUUCCGUGACCGGUCGUACUUGGCCAUCGUUGUCGUAGUCGUCGAUCGUUCUUCCCCCGAUUUCUUCAUAUUACUCUGGCUUCAGGAUCGACGACACCCCGUUGCUAGACAAGAUGUUGCUGAUUCAACCGACGGAGGAGAUGUCGAAGCAGAUUCGCAUGGAGCUGAAUGAAAAUGUGGCGACACGCGACAAAGACGUGGAAGUGAUCAAGGAAUGGCUGUCCAAGCAACCGCACUUACCUCAGUUCGAUGACGAUUACAGGAUAAUGACGUUCCUUCGUGGUUCCAAGUUUUCCUUGGAAAAGUGCAAGAAAAAGCUGGACAUGUAUUUUACGAUGAGAGCCGCGAUCCCAGAGUUCUUUUGUAAUCGAGACAUCACCAGACCGGAAUUGAGAGACAUCACAAAACUUAUUCAGAUACCUCCGUUGCCAGGUUUGACGAGGAACGGGCGGCGAGUGAUAAUCAUGCGAGGCCUGGACAAAGACGUGCCAACCCCGAACGUAGCCGAUUUGAUGAAACUGGUUCUGAUGAUCGGCGACGUACGUCUGAAGGAAGAGUUGGUCGGCGUCGCUGGUGACGUGUAUAUCUUGGACGCCAGCGUUGCGACGCCGUCCCACUUUGCAAAAUUCACGCCGGCCAUCGUGAAGAAGUUUUUGAUCUGCGUGCAGGAGGCUUACCCAGUGAAGCUGAAGGAGGUGCACGUGGUGAACGUUAGCCCGCUGGUCGACACUAUCGUCAACUUCGUCAAACCGUUCGUUAAGGAGAAAAUUCGCAACCGAAUAUUCAUGCACAGUGAUUUGAAGACGCUGUACGAGUACAUCCCGAGGGAAAUACUGCCGGCCGAAUACGGGGGCGAUGCCGGUCCAAUUCAAGCUAUUCAUGAAACCUGGCUAAAGAAAUUAGAAGAAUACGAGCCUUGGUUCGCGGAACAAGAGUCCGUGAAAGCAAACGAGGCGCUCCGACCAGGGAAACCAAAGACACACGACGAUCUGUUCGGUUUGGAUGGGUCGUUUCGACAACUGGUGAUCGAUUAAUACCUAGAACACUUGCACGUCGAUCGAGUGAUCGACUAUCAGCAUCUUGGUGCUAACAUAAAGAAAAUGAAGGAAUAAUUGACACUGUCAGUCAAAAGUUUAAGACCACUUGUAUGUACCAAUUUUUUUUUUCUUUUUUUUUGGUAAAUUUAUCGUGCAACGGAAUAAUGAUCCUGAGCAUUCUUCCCAAGUUGGCAAGAGGAUAUUUGUAAGAAAAAAAAAAAUUUUAAUAAACACGAAUUGGUCGCCUCAGUCACCUGAUCUUAAUCCAUUUGAGAUUCUACUAUUGAAAGAGCAUGAUAGACUAGUCCAAAAGCGUCUAAUGAAAGAUUUUAUAACGCAAUAUGCCAAUUUGAAAGUUUUAACGAAUUAAUUGUAUUAUAUUAAUGUUUAAAACUCGUAAAAACUUGUGUGUUAAGAAAUAAACAAAUUAUUUUUAAAGUUGUGCAUUUAACUAAUGUCUAUGGACAUUAACAUUUGGAUAUCAUGUAAAAUGUUCCUUGAACAAAAUCAUUCUCCAAAAAAUGAUUGUUUAACAUAUAGUAUGUGGUCUUAAACUUUUGACCAGCAGUGUAUAUAUAUAUGUAUGCACGUAUUGUAAUGAGAAACAUCACGUUGCUUCCAUAAUGCAUACAAAAUUAUACAUAGAGUUCGACAGUUUAGAUAUGUAGUCAAUCACAGAAGUCUAUAUGCAUCUGUUAG